GUCACAGCGCACACAUUAUAAGCGCAAGAAACAGUAGUAGCUGUAUAAUGUGCCAUAAAAAUCAGAGAGUUGGAGUUGAAAUUUUAUUAGCAAGUCUUUGUUGAUUUAUUGGCCAUGGAAAAUUGCUAUCAUGCUGGUUGGCCUGAAGAGGAAAAUUGGGCUCAGUGUCAUGCUCCACUAAACAAUGAGUCUUCCUAUCUAGUCCCAUGGCCGGUACCACCUCAUGUAUCAGCCUCUACCAGAUUCCAAUUUCAUGGGUUACCUUCUUGGCCUAUGCCAAUUGAAGGAGUUGCAGAUGAUGGAGGAGGUGCCACUGCUUCCAGUUCCAAGAGCCAUAGCCAAGCAGAGAAGCGGCGUCGAGACAGGAUUAAUGCACAACUUGCAACUCUUAGGAAACUGAUCCCCAAGUCUGAUAAGAUGGACAAAGCAGCUCUAUUAGGAACUGUAAUUGACCAUGUGAAGGAUCUCAAGCGAAAAGCAAAUGAAGUUAGCAAAGCCUGCACACUUCCAACAGAAGUAGAUGAAGUAACAAUUGACUACGAUCUUGCUCAAGAUGUCAAACUCACCAACGUUGAUAACAACAGCAAGGACAAUGUUUUCAUAAGGGCUUCUUUUUGCUGUGAUGAUCGGCCUGAGCUGUUUUCUGAGCUCAUCCAUGUCCUCAAAACCUUAAGACUCACAGCAGUAAAAGCUGACAUAGCAAGUGUUGGGGGCAGAAUUAGAAGCAUUUUGGUGCUUUGCACCAAAGAAACUGAAGUGGGUGUCUGCGUCAGCACACUGAGACAGUCACUUAAACUAGUUUUGAAUAAAAUUGCUUCAUCAUCAGUGCAAUCUAACUAUCGUAUUAGAAGCAAAAGGCAGAGGUUCUUCUUGCCUUGUUCACAAUAAUCUUGGUGGCGGUGGUGGUGGGGUUUCAACCAUUUAGCGCACCAGGACGCUGGACGGGACACAAAAGUGACACGUAUACAUUCAUGUAUAUGAACAUUUUUUUGGUCACAUCACACUAGUAUCUUUUUUUUACCAUUUGCCCCCAUUGAGAUAUGCUUUGCACACGUACAAUCGGGGUGGUGGCACAAGCUAGGCACGCGAAUUAUUAUGUGGAUUUGCUGCCAUAUAAAAAGAAGUGGACCUCAUUGUACGACUA
Messenger RNA from Quercus robur (English oak), 1144 nucleotides. RefSeq names its product transcription factor bHLH51. The record is from RefSeq and is a predicted model, not a curated record. Gene Ontology annotation, biological process: regulation of DNA-templated transcription. Bases 115 to 888 code for a protein of 257 amino acids. The transcript is spliced from 2 exons. Lineage: Eukaryota; Viridiplantae; Streptophyta; Magnoliopsida; Fagales; Fagaceae. Gene Ontology annotation, molecular function: protein dimerization activity; DNA-binding transcription factor activity.